Molecule: messenger RNA, 2007 nt
Organism: Cherax quadricarinatus
Lineage: Eukaryota; Metazoa; Arthropoda; Malacostraca; Decapoda; Parastacidae
Product: persulfide dioxygenase ETHE1, mitochondrial-like
Biological process (GO): glutathione metabolic process; hydrogen sulfide metabolic process
Cellular component (GO): mitochondrion
Molecular function (GO): sulfur dioxygenase activity
Source: RefSeq, a predicted model, not a curated record
GGAAGUUGCCAGCCAUCAUUAUCUUACACAAUAUCUGGGUCUUAAAAUAGGGAGACCCGGACCAAGUUAUUAUAUCCGGCCGCAUCGUCUCCCACACACUUGGCAAUAUACUUUUUGUGGGCGGUAAUGAUGUGGGCGGCCUGUGGGCGGCUGGUGGGGGUGUGGGGGUCACCCAUGACCCCCACAUUCCUCUACAGGAACAUUAAUACGGCAGUCACAGUCAGGAUGAUCUUCAGGCAGUUAUUUGACCGGGAGAGCUGCACAUACACCUAUCUUCUGGCUGAUGAUGUCAGUAAGGAGGCUGUUCUUAUUGAUCCUGUCAUUGAACUGGCAGAGAGAGAUGCACAGUUGGUCCGCGAAUUAGGAUUAGAUCUAAAAUAUGUCAUGAACACCCACGUUCAUGCUGACCAUAUCACUGGCACCGGUCUGCUGAAGAAGCUUGUUCCUGGGUGCAAGUCACUCUUAUCCAAGGAGUCGGGAGGCGUGGCAGAUGUGCAUGUUGAACACGGUGAAACAGUCAGUUUUGGGGACCAAGAACUGGAGGUUCGUAGAACACCUGGACACACAAAUGGUUGCGUAACAUACGUGAACCACGCACAGAAACUUGCGUUCACUGGUGAUGCCUUACUGAUACGAGGCUGCGGACGCACGGACUUCCAGGAAGGUUCCUCCGAAGUCUUGUACGAUUCCGUACACUCUCAGAUCUUCACUCCUGAUGACUACUUGCUCUAUCCAGCACAUGAUUACACAGGACACUCUGUAACAACCGUUGCAGAAGAGAAAGAUUGCAAUCCACGACUUACAAAGUCCAAGGAAGAAUUUAUUGAUAUCAUGGCAAACCUUGGUCUGCCUUACCCUGACAAAAUUGAUGAAGCGCUGCCUGCUAAUAAAGUCUGUGGAUUGUAUAAUCUUCCUGACAAUCUGGCUGCCAAGUUUGAAGCAGAGUAGUUGUAGUUGUCACAAUAUCUCUAUACAUUGUGGUAAAUGUUGAGUGUAUUGGUAUCAGCCUAAAAUUUAGUGUUGGCUGCUUUUGACGAUAUCAGUAUCAGUAGUUGUUAACUAAUUUUGAUGGUAUCAGUAUUGGUAUCACACUACCUUUGAGACAGGUAUUGAUAUCGGAAUUGGAAAAAAUUAGCGUAUUGUUCUUUUCCUAAUUCACACAAAUAUUUGGCAUUAAGUAGAAAUAAGAAUCAGUGAUAUUACACAGUACACAAAUACCCCGCACAUAGGAGAAAGAAACUAUACAACGACGUUUCGGUUCGAUUACAUUCCAUCUUCUUCCUUCCUGUGUCCCUUCCCUGUCCUCCUAUAUGUAUUGGCUCCCUCACCUUCAUGCAUUAGAGUGACUUGUAAAUGGUGAAAGCUGAACCAAAAUGUCGUCGUAUAGUUUUUUCCUCCUAUGUGCGAGUUAUUGUUCCAGUCCCUCUAUAGUGCUCUUGUGUUUUUUAACCCUUAAACUGUCCAAACGUAAAUAUACGUUUGCAUGCGUAGCGCUCCAAACAUAGAUCUACUUUUUUUUACAUAAGAAACAAUGUAAAAUUGAACAUAGAUCUACAUUCGGAGUGCUACGCGAGCAAACAUAGGUCUACGUUUGGACAGUUUAAGGGUUAAUGAGUGAUAUUGAUGGGUAUAGUACACAGUAUAUUAUAAUCAUAACUAAAUGCUUAAGCCAUAGAGGGAGUGUACAGUAUAAACCCACACUGUGAACACUGUCAUAACUGCCUCACCUGGCUACACUGCAUGCCAGACUCACUUCUUAAACAUGACUACACUGCUAAGAAUUAUUUUUUGUGUGUACACAUAUAUUUACAUAUCUAUGAUAGUAUGUCAGUAUCUUUGAUAGUUUUAUUAUUAUUGUUAUUACAAAUCAAAAUUUAGCUUUAAGCCCACAAGGGUCAUACAGCAGUAUCCUUGAUAGCAUAUACAAUUAUAGUUAAAACUCUUUAGCAUUUCUAUAAAAGAAAUAUAUUUUCUUGUAUUCAAUACUAUAGUAAACUUGCUGCAUUU